GCCCAGGCACGGCUGGCUAGCUCGUCGCCAUUGCGAGGCCCUCAGAGGAGCUUCGCAGAGGACUCGGUGUGGAGGUGCAGGACAGCUGUCUGUACCUGGGAAGACACCUUGGGAUGGCGCCACCUCGGAGGAAGCGCCUGAGGAGAGCUGCGAAGGCCCCGGUGGAGGCUCCGGGUAUGGCAGCCAAUGACUUUUGGGGACAAGAGAGAAGAGACCUGAGUGGGCCGGAGGCUGUUCCUGAAGGAAACAAUCCAGUACCGGAUAAGCCCGGGGAGAGCAGUCCUUCUGCAGGAACAUUUGAGGACGAUGUGGGGAAUGAAGUACAGAAGAUGCUGGAAAGGCUUGGAGUUGACAUUAAACAGGCUCUUCUCACAAAGAGAAAAAUGUUCGAAAUGGGUACAAAAGCUUCUAUCAAAGCCACUAACGAAACAAUUGAGCAUGUUUGGAAACUACAACAAGAACAAAGGCAGAAUCUUCAUCUCAAAUAUUCUCAGCAGUUUCUGACUUUGUUUCAGGAGUGGAAUGUAGACAUGCAGAAAGCCCAGAAACAACAAGAAAAACUAGCCAGUAUGUUUCAAGAGCAACGAAAGGUUCUUCAACAAGCUAGAGUUGUUCAGAAUCAGAGACUGCAAAAAAUUAAAAAUUUAUAUGUGCAAUUCUUAGAGAGUAUGCAGGACUUAGAGAAGGACCAUGAACAUCUUCUUACUGAUGAACAAAGUGAAGUUAGAGAAUAAAUGACCAAGUUGCAAAACAAAAUUAUGAUGGAAGUUCAACAGCAAGAGCUGGCAAUUGUUCAAAAGUCUCUUCAAUCCCUGUUAUUCUGAUGACUUUGAAGAAAGAACUUGAACCUAAGUGCGAUGAUAGAAGCAUAACAUUAGCUACACUGAACCACAUUGCGGUAGUUUAAAAAUUGUAGUUGAAAUCAGUACAUCUUGUUUACCAUUGUUUACCAUAGCUUGCUUGUUUAGUGCAAGAAUCUUUUCCUGCUAAAACCCCAAGCCCCAAACAGUUACGUGGGUAGCAGCAAUUCCACAAUUAUAUGUAUUAAGCUUUCAGCCCUUCGUUAGUAAUGAUGACUUUGUGUACUUAACACUGUUAAUUAACUUUUAGCAACAGGAUGAUUUAAUUUGAGGCUUGGCCUCCGUGGAUCUGUAUCAGUCCCAAAAGGUUCAGAGCACACGUACAGAAAGAAGGUUACUUUGCUUUUCCUAAAGGAAAAAUAAAAUUAAAGGGUAUAAAAUCUAUCUUACCCAUGUGCCCGCUUGUAUUUUACUCAUUAGUUUACAGAGCCAAUUCUAAUAAAAAAAUAUGAUUUCAGAAAAUCUACUCUACUGCCUUAUAAAAAUUAUUAAAAGCAAACAUAAGAUUGUGGGGUUUUUUGGGAAUAAAUUAAGCUGCCUAAAAUCAUUGGGGGCACAGAACUAGAUACAUAAGUGUCAGUGCUGAGACAUGGGUUUGUGAAAAUGUCGUUUCCACAAAGACACCAAAAUGUCAUUUAAUUGGUGUUGGUUCACUAUUAAAUGACACUUGCCCUUAGCAUUGAUUGAAAGUAUUUCAUUAAUAUGUACAUAUACCUAAUGACUUAUGGUUUAAGUAUUUCACAUCUCUCUUUAAAGAUAAAUUACCUAUAGUGCCUUGUUUUCAAGUUUAAUGUUCAUUGAGUGUGUGGAACGUUGAUUUUAUAUUUGAGAACUAACAACUUGAAUAAUUAAUUCUUAUACCUUUCUUUUUGUAAUGGGCAUUUUCUUUUUACAUUUAAUAACAUAACACCAUCUUCGUUUGGGCAUGUUAUUUAAUAAACAUGACAUUGUUUCAGAAUAUAUUUGGAAUAAGUCAGUUAAAUGUGUUUUUUUCUCAGUUCCUGAAGUUGCUUUCAUGAAUCAUUCAAAAUAAAGCAUUUCCAUUCGGA
Molecule: messenger RNA, 1909 nt
Organism: Herpailurus yagouaroundi (jaguarundi)
Lineage: Eukaryota; Metazoa; Chordata; Mammalia; Carnivora; Felidae
Product: synaptonemal complex protein 3-like
Exons: 9
Coding region: 114-734 (206 amino acids)
Biological process (GO): meiotic cell cycle; spermatid development
Cellular component (GO): synaptonemal complex
Source: RefSeq, a predicted model, not a curated record